AUGGCAGGGCAUCGUGCCUGCAUGUUUUCGGUGGCGUUGGCCCUUCUUGGAGUGCUUCUGGCAUCCAUUCCUGCAGGCAAUUCCCUUCCCUUCAUAUUAUCUAUCGGUGAGCAAGCUAGAGUACUAACUUCGGUUGCGCGUUUCACUAUUGGAAAACACACAGAGGUGCAGUCCAUCGGCGUGUGCUACGGCGUCAACGGCGACGGGCUGCCCUCGGCCAGCGAAGUCGUGCAGCUCUACCAGUCCAACGGCAUCACCGGCAUGCGCAUCUACUUCCCGGACGCCGACGCCCUGCAGGCCCUCAGCGGCUCCAACAUCGGCCUCAUCAUCGACGUGGCCAACGAGGACCUCGCCUCCCUCGCCUCCGACCGCUCCGCCGCCACCGCCUGGGUCCAGACCAACGUGCAGGCCCACCAGGGCCUCACCAUCAAGUACAUCGCCGCCGGCAACGAGGUGGGCGACCAGGGCGGCGACACGGGGAACAUCCUCCCGGCCAUGCAGAACCUCGACGCCGCCCUCGCCGCGGCCGGGCUCGGCGGCAUCAAGGUGUCCACGUCGGUGUCGCAGGGCGUGACCACCGGGUUCCCUCCCUCCCAAGGCACCUUCUCCGCCGGCUACAUGGGUCCCAUCGUGCAGUACCUGGCCACCACCGGCGCCCCGCUGCUCGCCAACGUGUACCCCUACUUCUCGUACGUGGACAACCAGGCCCAGAUCGACAUCAACUACGCUCUCUUCACGUCGCCGGGCACCGUGGUGCAGGACGGCGGCAACGCGUACCAGAACCUGUUCGACGCCCUCGUCGACACGUUCUACUCCGCGCUCGAGAGCGCCGGCGCCGGGAGCGUCAACGUGGUGGUGUCGGAGAGCGGGUGGCCCUCAGCCGGCGGCACGGCGGCGACCACGGACAACGCGCAGACGUACAACCAGAACCUGAUCAAACAUGUCGGGCAAGGGACGCCCAAGAGGCCCAGCGCCAUCGAGGCCUACGUGUUCGCCAUGUUCAACGAGGAUAAGAAGGGCCCGGCUGAGAUCGAGAAGCACUUUGGGCUCUUCAACCCGGACAAAUCGCCGGCGUAUCCCAUCAGUUUCUAG
Messenger RNA from Triticum turgidum subsp. durum (durum wheat), 1092 nucleotides. The record is from the annotation of a GenBank genome assembly. NCBI's taxonomy places the organism in Eukaryota, Viridiplantae, Streptophyta, Magnoliopsida, Poales, Poaceae.